Messenger RNA from Trichoderma aggressivum f. europaeum, 984 nucleotides. RefSeq lists its product as uncharacterized. Gene Ontology annotation, cellular component: endoplasmic reticulum; membrane. Bases 1 to 984 code for a protein of 327 amino acids. The record is from RefSeq and is a predicted model, not a curated record. Gene Ontology annotation, biological process: lipid homeostasis. Lineage: Eukaryota; Fungi; Ascomycota; Sordariomycetes; Hypocreales; Hypocreaceae. The transcript has 2 exons.
AUGAAGGAUCCCUUCUUCGUCCCGCCAAUACCAUGGCUGUCCGAGCUGGUGCAGCCGUUCAGUGACCGUUACGGCCUCCCUUCGCUGCCGCUGCAUAUCCACGAAGUGCUUCUGUCUGCCAUAUUCUAUUCACUCAUUUUCUGGCCCAUUUCGCCGAUUCUGUCGAGAUUAAUAGCGCCCCAGCACUAUUCCAAAUUAUCUCGCAAACGACGGCUGAACUGGGAUGCUCACGUGGUGUCUUUUAUCCAAAGCACCUUGAUCAACCUCAUUGCCAUCUGGAUCAUGGUGGUAGAUGAAGAGAGAGGCAAUAUGGAUCAGGAAGAGAGAGUAUGGGGCUAUACCGGUGCUUCAGGUAUGGUCCAGGCCUUGGCGGCUGGCUAUUUUGUAUGGGAUCUGUUUGUGACCAGCUUCAACCUGGACGUGUUUGGGCUCGGAACUCUUGCGCACGCCAUCGCAGCUCUGCUGGUCUACACCCUUGGAUUUCGUCCCUUUGUCAACUAUUACGGACCUGUCUUCAUCCUCUGGGAGCUUUCCACGCCCUUCCUCAACAUUCAUUGGUUUUUCGACAAGGUCAACAUGACUGGAUCCCGCGCCCAGCUUUACAACGGCAUUCUUCUGCUCUUCAGCUUCUUCUCUUGCCGACUCAUCUAUGGCACCUUUCAAUCGUUUUGCGUCUUUAGAGACAUGUGGUCUGUUGUCAAUGCUCACCCAGCAAAGACGUUUUCUCAAUCGCCCGUCAUGAUCUUUACGACGUCAGAGACCACCGUUCCCUCCUGGCUUGCAACAUCAUAUCUCGUGUCAAACACCACUCUCAACUUCCUCAACUUUUACUGGUUUAUCAUGAUGAUAAGUGCUGUUCUUAAACGAUUCCAGCCGAACGAGAAGCACGAGACGGCUACAGAAGCUGAGGUGGACUUGUCUUCGGUUGUCUCUGGAAUAUCUAGGGGCCCAGAGCCGCAGCGUCGGAAGCAGGGCAAGUCUUGA